Messenger RNA from Heterotrigona itama, 1725 nucleotides. Lineage: Eukaryota; Metazoa; Arthropoda; Insecta; Hymenoptera; Apidae. The record is from the annotation of a GenBank genome assembly.
AUGGCGCCGCAAUUGCGAAUUUUAUCUAAUGUCAUAGAGGUAAUUUUUUUAUAUAUUUCCUGUUUUUUUUUUAUUGUCAUAUGAAUUAACUGUACAAGUGAAUUUGCAGCGUUUAAAAAAUAUAAAGGACGAUGUAACAGGUCAUUUAUAUGGUGUUAUGUAUAAUAACACAUUAACAGUACUGACAUUUAGUAUAAAUGUAACAGACAAUGUUGAAGCUAAUAUAAAUCAUACAACGUUACAAUUACAUAUGUCAGCAGAAGUAUACCUUUGUGGUAUUUUGCAUGUAGGUCAAUGUGAAGAAAAACUUCCUGAAAUGUUUCAGGACAUUGAUAUCACGGAUAAUCCAUUAUUUUUGAAAUAUACACAUGACAAUUUAAAGACACAAGCAUAUUUUUAUAUCCAUUUAAAACUUGAACCUGUUAAUGACAUAAAAAUCAUUAAUGAGAAUGAUAUUCGUCGAGAAUUUAUUUAUAUUAGGUUAAGAGGAAGCCUGCCAUUAAUUGCACAGAAUGAUAAUAUAAUAGAAGUAUUAGAAGAAUCAAAAAAAAAUAUUGUAUCAGGUAAAGUAGGAAUUCAUUUUCCAUCAAAAAAUGCUUUUAUCUUUAAUAGUGAAAAUAUUGAAAAAGAUAUAUCUUUGAGAGAAAUUUUAAAUAUAUUUGAUUCUGAAGGAAACAAAAAUAUGAAGAAAGAUGUGAAACCUACGGGAAUAGAGGAUCAUUCAACAGUUUGGAAUGUAAUUUAUUUAUUGAUACACUGUCAUUGGUUAACCUUAAUGUAAGUUCAGCAGAUCUCUACGGCAUAUUAGUAGAAUCUAUGUGCCGAAAUAUUAAAUUGAUAGAAAAAUGCUUUGAGGAUCAACUGCAAAAAUCAGAAACAUCUAUAAAACUUCCACUACCCAUCCAUUUCAAACCUCAAGGUUUUGGACAUUUAAUCACAGUAGUGUAUCCAAGUGGUUAUAGUGAUAAAGAAACAAUGGAAUAUCGUGAAAAUUUACAUAAAAUUUUGGGAUUAAAUAUGACCAGGCCGUAUUUCCGUUAUGGAAAUGCUGUUAAAUUUUAUAAUGAUUCACAAACAGACAGUAUACUUAUAAAUCCUCAUGAAGCAAUUUCAACAAAUAAUGAUAUAAUAAACGGUAAUCGAAGAGUACAAAUUGUACAAGGUUUAUAUAUGUAUCAUCAUUAUAUGCAAGAUAAUUUUGAUGAUAAUGGUUGGGGGUGUGCAUAUAGAUCUCUGCAAACCAUUAUUUCAUGGUUUAGGUUACAAGGUUACACUGAAAUAUCAAUACCCUCUCAUCGUCUAAUACAAAAAUGUUUAGUUGAUAUAGGAGAUAAACCUUCAAACUUUGUUAAUAGUAAACAAUGGAUUGGCUCUACGGAAGUAGGUUUUGUACUAGAGAGUCUUUUGGAUAUUAGUGUUAAAGUAUUAUGUGCAUCUACAGGUGAAGAAGUGUCAUCAUUAGCUCCAAAUUUACUGCAUCAUUUUCAAACACAGGGCACACCAGUAAUGAUUGGUGGAGGAGUGUUAGCACAUACAAUUUUAGGAAUCAGCUAUGAUCAAACUACUGGAGACGUUAAAUUUUUAAUUUUGGAUCCUCAUUACACAGGUUCCGAACAUUUGCCAACUAUAGUAAACAAAGGUUGGUGUGGAUGGAAAUCAAAAAAUUUUUGGAAAAAAGAUGCAUUUUACAACAUGUGUCUUCCUCAGAGGCCAAUAUGCAUAUGA